CGAAAUUGGUGACGUAGAGCACAAGCGGUAGUCAUCGAGUAUGGCGAUUGACUUAAAGAAGAACAAAGAUUCGCUUACUAAAGCGAUAAAUGCCGUCGUCGAUGUUAAAAGCGACACGGAUUGGGUCAUAUUUGGAUAUGAAGGACAAACAUGCACCUUGAAAGUAGUAGAAACUGGAGGUGGUGGAUUAGAUGAAAUGAUAGAUGAUUUAAACAGUAGUAAAAUUAUGUAUGGUUAUUGUCGAGUUAAAGAUCCCAAUACAGACCUCUUUAAAUAUGUUCUUAUAAACUGGCAAGGCGAAGGUGCACCAGAUCAGUUCCGAUUGAAAUAUUCCACUCACUUAAAUGAUAUCAAAAGUUUAUGUAGGUCAAUCCAUGUAACAAUAAAUGCUAGAACAGAAGAUGACGUUGAUAUAGAUAUCAUUACCACUAAAGUAGCCAAAUCAUCGGGCUCCAAUUAUAGUUUUCAUAAAGAAAAAGCUCGACCAGUUGAAGAACCUACUCCUGUUGGAACAAAUUAUAAAAGAACGGUUGCUACUAGAGAUAUAAAUAACAAAUCACGAGAUAAAUUCUGGGCAGGAACAGAGAAAGAUGAGGCUGCAAGAAUUGAAGAAGAAAAGAAAAGAAAGAAUGAAGAAGCAAGUAAAAUGGAUGCUGAACGAAAAGAUAGAGAGUUACGAGAAGCAAAGGCAAGAGAGCAAGCAGUACAGGAUAAAAUGCAAAGAAUCCGAGAACAAAAACGUGCUGAAGAACUUGCUAAUUCCACCAAUAAAGAAGAAGAGAAAAUACGCUGGGAAAGGGAACAAAAAGAAAUAGAGAUGAAUGAUGAACAAAGACGACAAUCACAAAAUAUGGCUCGUAAAGAAAGAACAUCGGAAGCAGCCCAUCUAGUUGGUGGUAAAACAUCUGGUACUAGAUCUAUGUUUGAAGAGAAAUCACGACAAGUACAAGGUGCUGGUAAUACUGGACCUCCUCCUCCAAGAAAACUUAAAAGUACAUUCCUUGAAAACCAGUCAUCUCAGGAAGAACCAGCGAGAAAACAACCAAUACAACUUCCCAGAAGUAAUCCACCAGCAGCACCAACACGUGAACCAGAACCAGAACAAAGUUAUGAACCAGAACCGGAACAGCAAUCAUAUGAACCAGAAGAACAAUCAUACGAACCAGAACCAGAACCGGAACAACAAUCAUACGAACCAGAAAGAUCAUAUGAACCAGAACCUGUUAGUAAUCCUGUGCCUACAGGUUUACCUAAAACAAGAAAUUUAUUAGCAGAAGGUUUACCUAAACGACAAGAUUCUGAUGAUGAGGAGACAGAGGAACAAGAGUGGGAAGAUGAACCACAAGAGACUGUGUCAGCUGCUUCUCCACCAGCAUCAUCACAACCUACAUAUGUUGUAGAAGAAGAUGAUAUACAGACACCAACAGAUAAUGGUGGUGUUAGUACAGGUCUUACUGCUACAGCUCUAUACGAUUAUCAAGCUACUGAUGAAACUGAGAUAACGUUUGAUCCUGGGGAUAUGAUUCUAAAUAUAGAACAGAUUGAUGAAGGUUGGUGGUUGGGUACAGGGCCUGAUGGAAAUCAUGGAAUGUUUCCUGCUAAUUACGUGGAACUUAAUGAGUAACUCGUAUACACAUCAUGACAUUCGUAUAUAUAUAUAUUAUAACUUCUUCAAAAAAAAUUGUUUUAUACAUGUAUUUUUUCCAUGAUGUAAAAAAACAACAUUUGUUUAAAUAUCAUUGUAAAACAAGAAAUUGAUGUGAUCAAGAAAUUAAUGAUUUAAAAUGUGGUUUAUUAACUCAGAGCUGCCACAUAAAUUUCAUUAUAUAACACUGUCCUGUAUGAUAAAUAAAUACAUAACUCUAUCUGUUACAUACACAACUUUAUCUGUCCUGUACACAACACUAUCUGUACUGUACACAACACUGUCUGUCCAUUACACAACACUAUCUGUCCCGUAAUCAGCUCUAUCUGUCCCAUACACCUUUUUGCACUGUACCAUAUCUUUAUAUCCUGUACCAUAUAUCCAUACACCACCCUGUUCAAUACCAUAUAUCCAUAUAAAGCUCUGUCUCGUACCAUACAUCCAUACACUCCAAAUACACAACUCUGUCCUGUACCAGAUACACAAUUCGGUCCUGUACCAAAAACACAAUUCGGUCCUGUACCAAAUACACAAUUCGGUCCUGUACCAAAUACACAACUCUGUCCUGUACCAAAUACACAGCUCUGUCCUGUACCAUAUAUCAGAACACAGUAAAGUUAACCUUAUUCUGGUCUGGUCACAUUAAUUUCAUGACAUAUAUUUUUGUUUUACAAUAGUUUAAUAUCAUGUUCUUAUAAACUAAAGGUAAUACAAUGAAGCUAAAUAAUUUCAACAGUAUUAGUUGCACAAUUAAUCAAGUCUCAAUUACUAUUGAAUAUUGCCAAAAAUUAAAGAAAUUUAUCUGUGGGUUAAAGGUCAAGAAAGAGACAUAAGUAAUAUAACAUAGUGUUAGUUACAAGUAUUAAUAUACUAUGCAAUGUCUCACAAAUGAAUUUCUAUAAAGUCCAAUAUUUUACACCAAUUGUAUAAAUAAUAUAUGAUUAGCACAGUUCAUGUACCCUCCUUUGAGAUAAUGGUACUCGCCAUCGUGAAAGGAUGGCGUCAAAUCUGUAUAUUCAACGAGUUUAUUAAUUGUAACAUGAAAUGGUGUUUGAAGUAUCAAUAUGUUCAAUUUCAUUCUUCAAUUCAUUAUUAUUUCCUAAAACAAUGAUUGCUUGUAUAGUUUAUGUAAUAGGCGUUAUUCUUGCCAAUGCUUUCUAUUAUCUUUGUAUUACAAGUAUAUUUAUUUCUAAAUAUAGAAUUAUUAAAUGUUUUGGCUGCAUUUAUAUAUAGUCCUAUGGCUAUUGAGCAAAUUUUAAAAAAAGCAGCACAAUCUUGGUAAAAAAAAUUAUACCAAUAAUUAAACUGGAGAUAACUACAUAAGUGAUGUUAAAAGGAACUGGUAUUGAUGGAUAAGGCCUGUUAGAAUUAAUCUGGGACCUACUUAAACUUUAAGAUAGCAUCCUGCAUGGAAGCCGCCAUUAUGCUCUACUUAUCAGGACAUGUAAAAUGCAGCCAUGUUUAUUGUACUUGUCUGUAGUGUAUAUGUUUGUCUUCAAUCAUACCAUGUACAAUGUUUAUAUGUUGUUCGGAUCAAAUUAAUUUAUUUAAAACAAUGGAAUCAUAUCAAAAGAAGUAGAUAUAUUUAUACAGAUUGAACCAAAAAUUAUUUGAAGUGCUAAAAAUAUAUCAGUAUAUUAUAUCAAAACAACCGCAAUUAGUUAAUUCGUUAAAAUCAUACACUCAACUAAUAACAACUUUCAAAUUAUGUACUCGAAAAAAUGGAUUUAAAUGUAGAUCAAAUCCAAAUCAAUCGGCCAGUUGUUGGUGGUGUCAGUCUUUUUAAAGAUGAGUUGAAUAGAAAUAUAGGUAGAUGGAAUAAUCCAGCCUCUGAUAGCUCCCGUUCACUGAUCGAUGUAUCACAGACUAGGUCAUUUUGGGACUAACAUAUGGUUCAUUUUUAUUUCAAUAAUUCGCCUGCGUAUAGGGGUCUUUAUCAGUGGGAGGAAACCCGAGGACCUGGUGAAAACCCACAAGUUUAGACAGGCGACCCUACUCCUUGUCACGUACAACCGGGGAGGGAAUCGAAACCACGCCAGUUGACUCAAUGACAGACCUUAUGAUGCAACGCGCCCAUGCUAACUAUUUGGCCAUCCAACCCACCAUCACGAAAUAGAAACUAAAAUCAGUAAUGGCAGUUACGUAUUAAAGUCGACCAAUUUGGAUUAACAUGAAAAAUAAUGUUAGACCAUUAAUUAUGUAUGUACAACAUACUUUUCCAAAUUCAGUGACUUCGAUACCUAGCUGCCAUUACCGAGGUUUUAAAAUUUACUUUUUCGUGUUUGUUCAAAUUGGCCGACUUUGAUUACUGUCAUUACUCACUUCAGUCUCUGAUAUACGACAUAUCAGUGAAUGGCAGCUAGCUAACAAAGGCUGGAUUAUUCAGUUAAACAUACAGGCUGAACAGUAAUUAUAUUAUAAAUUAUGCUUUUUUAAUUGUUGAUGUAUAGAAUGCUUUAAUAGACAUCAGAGAAUACUUUAAUUGUAAAUAUUUUUAACACAAGACUAACUUCUAAAUAAAUUGAUAUUAAUAGCAAAUCAUUACCGUAGCUUGUAGCUUUAUUCCUUUGUUUGUUAAAAUUAUAAAAUGGAUGUUACAGGUUAGGAAUUUCAUAUGAAAUCGUUUAAUCGUGAGAAUUUAUUGUUUGCCUACAAAGAGUCGAUAUCAGUUUAUUUGAGUCUGAUGGCGGUGCUAGUAUUAUACUAAUAUUAUCAUAAAUUUAGAUAUAUAUGUACUGCUGUAACUAUAUAUAGAAUCUCCUACUUGUCUUUUUUGAUAUCAAAAAAUAUCAACACAAGUCGAUAAUUUAAGAAAAACAAGGCUUCGUCAAAAACUUGACGAGUGUUGAUAUUUUUUGAUAUCAUAAAAGACGAGUAGAAGAUUUCAUUUAUCACACAACACUUUCUUACACCACUCGACUUCCAGCACCCCAUAUUAGUCUUAAAAUGAGCAAGUUGCGUUGAGUGUCCACUGAAGUCCAUUGGCUUGCUUCUGUGACUAUUUCUGCUAAGUAAAGGCAUGAGUUAACCCAGGCAGCAGUUAUCCUGUCUCGAUGGCAGUUCUGUUUUUUUCUAAGUGCGUUCUCUAAAGAAAAGAAACUGUUCAUGCAGUGUCACAAAAAUAUAAAACUGUUUUUUGUUUUGUUAUUAAAUUUAUUAUGUUUUUUUUUUUUAUCUUUAUUGCUAUAUUGUAGACCAGUUAGCAUUACUAGUAGAAAUAAAAAUAACCAUUUGGUUAAGAUUAAAAAUAAAUUUGUUUUCAAAAAUUGAAGUUCUGCAAAGAACAGUGAUUUAUUUUUGGCAUUACCUAAUCGAUAUUAAUUAGUGGACAGUAAUUUAGAUAAAUAUUGUAGAUAUUUAGGUAAAGAUGUGAUAUGUAAGAGCUAAAUCUACCUAUUGCAGGUCUUUUUUUGCUGGCUUCAAAUGUUAUAUAAAUUAUUAUUUUGACAUGUAUUCACAUAUGACAAGCCCAUAAUCAGCUCUCUAGAUGACUUUACUAUUGAUUGUUAACAAUUUAAACGAUAAACUAAUGAUGCUGUGCAUUGAUUUUACUUGGCUGUUUAUAUAUUUCUUAUUAAAUGAUAUACAUGCUCAUGUAGGCCUAUCUUUAACUACUGUUAUAUGUGGGCCUAUCUUUAUCUUCUAUUAUAUGUAGGCCUUAAUGUUUAUAUAUUUCUUAUUAAAUGAUGCAUAUGCUCAUCUUUUGUAUUAACUUCUAUUGCAUGUAGGCCCAAUUUUUUUUUUAUCCAGUCGUAUCUUACAGUUUCUACAUCGUUAAAAACCACUAGCAUUGCCAAGAUAGUUUUUUAAAGGGCUCCUAUUUCAGUUAAAUUUACCAGUAUUGACUGACUGGCAGUAAAAUUGACCGACUGUGAGAAUUUGAACCUGUCAGUCAAAUUACAUACCAUGAAAUUACAACUUAAAACAAUUUAAUAGUAAACUAUAAAUAGAGUGUAUAAAACACAUAAAUAUAUUAAUAAAUUUGGAUAAAGCUUAAAAUUGUCAUAUUGGCUAAUCUGGGGUAAUCAAAAUACAUCAAAAAUUGAAAGAUUUAAAAGUGAAAGCUCUGUAUACUUGGCGUAUUAUCAUCAGUAAAUUGAUGGAAAUCUGUCCAGAGUAUCCACAAGUAAGUGAUUUGAUGUGAGCCUGGUGGGAAUAUUUGAUGAUGUAGUUUAUUCUGUAUGACAUUAUAGACAAGAGUUAUCCAGUCCAGGGUCCUAUUCUGGAGGUAAAGAAGACAUAUACGCUGAAUAAGGAUAUCAGUAGGGACCAUUAUUGCUCCAAAGUUGUUCUAGAUGUCGAAAAGAUCUAGUUGAUGAAAAUUGUUCUCGAUGUCGAAAAAAUCGAGGUUUCAAAAUCAUUACUUCUGAACACAUUAUUCAGCACACAUCUUCUAUGUCCUUAUAGAAUGGAGUCUGGGGGAGGAUAACUCUAUCUCUAGAACAAUUAUUACAUGAUGUAUAUUGAUAUUUGCAUGUCAUAAAGAUAAUAUUAUAUUAUUUAUAUUUUAAUAAAGCAAUAAUAAUCUUC
Molecule: messenger RNA, 6175 nt
Organism: Patella vulgata (common limpet)
Lineage: Eukaryota; Metazoa; Mollusca; Gastropoda; Patellidae
Product: drebrin-like protein A
Exons: 13
Coding region: 41-1624 (527 amino acids)
Biological process (GO): regulation of actin filament polymerization; neuron projection morphogenesis; postsynaptic actin cytoskeleton organization
Cellular component (GO): site of polarized growth; plasma membrane; lamellipodium
Molecular function (GO): actin filament binding
Source: RefSeq, a predicted model, not a curated record